GCGCAAGUAAACAAAGCAGGACGGACAGAAGUCAUGUCAGACUGGUCUCCUUCAGGUAGUCAGUGUGGUUUGUAAUGGGCGGACUGGUGUCCACUGUGUCGCUGUGUGUUACAGGUGGGCUCACACAGGUGGACUAGUCAGACAGGUUUGGGUCUGGAGAGCUUUUGUUCACUUUUUUCGGAGGGCGAUGAGACGAAUUGUAAAGUUACCAUGAAGAUAGUCACAGCCGCAGCGCUUCUACUACUGUGUUUAUGUGCGACAGCGGCAGUUUCGGGGAAUGGCUCUACCGAAACGGCGCUGACAGUCACACCGGGAGACGUCGCUCUGCUUUCGUGUUAUACCGACGGUAACGCAACACCGACGUUAACGGCGUGGAUGAAAAAUGGACGAGAAGUCAUUCGAGGUGGCGGCUCUUCACCGAGCCCUUCUCCCGACGGGCAGCGCCUUGCAGUGCUGCAUGAUGGGACUCUGAAGAUCACGAGGGUGAUACCUGGAGAUGAGGGCAGCUACCUGUGCAACACGUCGCUGCCAGGCAACAACACCUUUCGGGCACGUGUCCUGCUCCGAGUAACCAGUGGUCCAGAAAAUGUAUCUUCAUCCAUCGGUCCAGCCACUGCCCUGUCCAACGGGACGCUCAUCGCCUUUCGGGGUUCGACCGUCUCCUUCAACUGCUCCGGCGUCUCCUACCCGUCACAGCAGCUCACGUGGGCCUUCAGAGGAGCCGCGUCCAGCAACGAGUCUCUGGUUUCAACCUCUGGAUCCUGGCUGGACUUCAGGAUAGAGGACAUUCAGCCCAGUGCUCAGGGAGUUUACAGCUGCAGGGCCCACAACACCCUCUCUCACCAGGCAGUCAAUAAGAGCACACAGCUGCUAGUAUACUAUGUCCCAGACAGACACCCUGAGUGUUCGUGGGCACCAGCACAGGACCCCUCCCACUUCCAGUUCAUCUGCACCUGGUUUGGAGCGUAUCCCACCCCGACGCUGCGCUGGGGGGAAGACCAGGGUGAACAGGGAGCUAGCUGGAAAGGACACGUCUAUGUGUCAGAGGUGACGGACAGCCUGUCACUGACGCUGAACCGCUCCAUGCUGUUUGACGGGCAGACGCUGAGGUGCAUGCCGGGGCACCUAGCGCUCGCUCCAGGAAGGGAGAAGUCAUGUUCGUUUACCCUCAAGUCUCCAUACCCCGAAGGAGAGCCACUGGCCAUGGCUCAGGAGGCGACCAGUAUAACGCUAACCUGCACUGAGAUCGUGUCCACCCCCCCGGCAAACACCACCUGGAGAAAAGGGCUCCAGCAGGAGGAAAUUGUACCUGGAUCGAAGUACGUCCUGCAAAAGAACGACCCCGUCUUCAAGCUGACCAUACUCAACAUCAGCAAGGACGACGAAGGCUACUACUUCUGCCGCAGCGAGAACCCACUCGCCGUCCGUGAGCUGGAAGUCUACCUCACUGUGAGGACCUCCUCUGCUUACACAGGAGCGAUCAUUGGGAUCUUUAUAGCUGCGCUGAUUGUGGGAUCUGCCGCAGUCAUAGCUAAAACUGUUUAUUCCAGCCGACACCAAAUUUGCCUGGGAGGUGGCUUUGGGCCAAUGGAGGAGGACAGAGGAGACGUGCUGAGUCUGGUGGAGUCAGAUGACGAGCAGAUCUUUCAAGAUGCCGUUCCCCGGCUUCCUCCGUUAACCAACGGAUGCCAAACAACGCUUGUCCAGAUACAUCGAAUCCCAUCAAGUGAUCAUGAGGAUGAAGAAACUGCUGACUCAAGCCCACAGCAACAGGAAGAAACUGUACAGACAGAAGAGCCAGUAGCUCUUGUAACAUUUUAGUUAUUGGGUGCUUUUAUUGUUUUUUAUUUUAAGUAAAUACCAUUUAAUCCCAAUGAGAAUGUGAACAGAAUUGGUGGCAGACUCGAAUGUAAAAAAAUGAUCUCUUUUAAUUUGUUUUUUAAACAGGGUUUUGUAAGUUUAUUUCUAUGAUUGAUUUGUUUGUACAGAAUUUUGCAUAUGUUGCUCUGAUAUUGAGAUACAUGCAGUAAAUGAAGCUGUAAAAAUGU
This is a messenger RNA of Morone saxatilis (striped sea-bass), 2048 nucleotides long. RefSeq names its product V-set and immunoglobulin domain containing 10 (gene vsig10). NCBI's taxonomy places the organism in Eukaryota, Metazoa, Chordata, Actinopteri, Moronidae. Bases 211 to 1821 code for a protein of 536 amino acids. The transcript is spliced from 9 exons. The record is from RefSeq and is a predicted model, not a curated record. Gene Ontology annotation, cellular component: cell-cell junction. Gene Ontology annotation, molecular function: cell adhesion molecule binding. Gene Ontology annotation, biological process: cell-cell adhesion.